AUGGCUGUUGAAAAGAAAAAGAAGCAUAAAAGGAAAGAGUUAUACCUAGGGAAAAAUCCUUCAGAAUUUGCGGGGAAGUCAUACCUCCAUAAUAUGGCAAGUCAUCUUAUGAAACCUGACACUAGAAGUUGUAAGAGACCAAGAGAGUUGGAGGUUCAAUUGCCAGGUAGUCCACAGCUGUUCGCUCUUGGAAAAUCAGAUUCAGCUGUCUCUGAAAAUUCUGGACUAUUUUAUAAAAAUGAAAACCCGGAGAAAGAUUUAAAUGAUAUGAUCAAGGAAGUUAAUAUGAUGUUGUCUACAUACGCAAAGAUCUUAAGUGAGAGAGCAGCAGUAGAUGCAUCUUACAUUGAUGAGCUAGAUGAACUCUUCAAAGAAGCCAGUACUAUUGAAAACUUUCUUAUACAGAAGAGAGAGUUCCUGAGACAGAGGUUUAUGGUGAUUGCAAACACACUGCACAGAUAAAAUUGACUACUUAAGCUGAGAAUUUAAGCUAUGUAUUCCAUUAUUAUUGUAAUGAAAAAAUGAUAUUUAGGCUCUGAAAGUUCUCUAG
Molecule: messenger RNA, 550 nt
Organism: Orycteropus afer afer
Lineage: Eukaryota; Metazoa; Chordata; Mammalia; Tubulidentata; Orycteropodidae
Gene: TEX12
Product: testis expressed 12
Biological process (GO): synaptonemal complex assembly
Cellular component (GO): central element
Source: RefSeq, a predicted model, not a curated record